Drosophila sechellia is the source of this 1239-nucleotide messenger RNA. RefSeq lists its product as uncharacterized. Gene Ontology annotation, biological process: proteolysis. Gene Ontology annotation, molecular function: serine-type endopeptidase activity. Bases 16 to 1014 code for a protein of 332 amino acids. NCBI's taxonomy places the organism in Eukaryota, Metazoa, Arthropoda, Insecta, Diptera, Drosophilidae. The transcript is spliced from 2 exons. The record is from RefSeq and is a predicted model, not a curated record.
GAGCAGAUCUCCGAAAUGUAUAGCCUGACACCGAGGUGCUAUAAUGGCGACAAUGGCUCGCCGAUCAACUGCCAGGACAAGUACUCCCUGGUACCGAACACACAGGUGAAAUUCGAAUGCGCUAGUGGCUUCAUCCACAAGACCUCGGAUCCGAUGAGGGUGAAGUGCACAGAGGAUGGCGAGUGGGAGGGUCUCAGGGAUCUGUGCGAAAGGCAGGAGCGGCACUGCAACUACGAGUGCAACCACCGACUCAACUACUCGGAGGUAACGAUGAGCAAAGGAGGUGAUGCAACGGAUUCACUGCAAGCCUCCUGGUUAGUUCCGAUUUACAAGAGGAACAGCACGACAACCAGGCACGAAUUCGUGUGUACCGGUAACUUAAUCCGCUUGGAUAUCGUGCUCACGGCAGCCCACUGCCUAAAUGAUAGAAAUUCCAGACCGGAGGAUUUCCUAGUGGGCCCCACGGGCAACCGAUCCGCCUCCAUGGAUCUCAAGUACCUACACAGAGUUAAAAAUCUUGAGGUUUACGGCGCCUACAACAACAUCAACCACAUAUACGACGUUGGAAUCGUUGUCUUGGAGAGGCGGAUGGAUUUUAAGCUAGAUCAAUGGAUCGUCUGUCUUCCCUACAAUGUGGGUUCUCAUUUGGAUCUCAUUGGCGAUGCGAUGGUGAGCUCUUGGAACUCCGAUGGCUACCUGGCGACGGUCUAUGGCCGCUUAAGUGAGCCCAGAAAUGGAGACCUCAACAUCGUCCUGCAUGACGGCUAUACUCUGUGCAAAGGCGACAGUGGCACUGGAGUUAUCACCACCUGCGGCUUGGACAACCACAAGUGCCUGGUGGCUGUGGUUAGCCGAAAUGUGGGUUCCGGCGACCACGGAACCUUUUGCAGCAACAACGUGACUGCAGCCACUUUAAUAUCGCCCCAUCUGAAGGAUUACAUUCAGCAACUCAUCAGGAAUAACAUCAAUUGUCCGGAAUUGUGUGAAGCCAUUCAAAAAUUGGUUUUAAAAUAAUGGUCUAAAAUGGUUUACGAACACGCUAAUAUCUAUCGAAGCUUACAACCUUCUAAUCCCUACAGUGUGCGGCGCAACAAUAGAUGUCCUUGAAACAAAUAGCCACUAAAACUAUUCAAUAAGUGCCAAAUAAUUUUAAACAACAGUUGAUUAUGUAAACAUUACUUAAAAUAUUAUAGUUACAUUUAAGUGCACUACCUAUUUAGGUGUCGCGGAGUGUGCGUU